Messenger RNA from Anarrhichthys ocellatus (wolf-eel), 5636 nucleotides. RefSeq names its product T cell leukemia homeobox 3a (gene tlx3a). The record is from RefSeq and is a predicted model, not a curated record. The coding region runs from base 222 to 1070 and encodes 282 amino acids. NCBI's taxonomy places the organism in Eukaryota, Metazoa, Chordata, Actinopteri, Perciformes, Anarhichadidae. The transcript has 3 exons. Gene Ontology annotation, cellular component: nucleus. Gene Ontology annotation, molecular function: DNA-binding transcription factor activity, RNA polymerase II-specific; RNA polymerase II cis-regulatory region sequence-specific DNA binding. Gene Ontology annotation, biological process: regulation of transcription by RNA polymerase II; animal organ development.
UCCAAACGCCCAUCAAACUUUCACCACAGCCUGUAGAGAGGACCCAGUCCUCUGAAAGAGGCCUGUUAGAGACAACAAGGACACGCUGGGAUCGGGGUAGACGGCUGGACAGCGAUGGAGACACUACUGGCGGUUACUUUUGGUACAGUUUGACCGCGCUGUGAUUCUCCCUGAAAAUAUCCUGUUCAGUUUUUUCGUCCUUUUGCGACAGUGUGACGGGAAUGGAGCAAGCACCCAGCGCGCCGAGCCCUCCUCCAAAGCCGGCUCACCAUGAGCCCAUCAGCUUCGGCAUCGACCAGAUCCUGGGAGCCGGUACAGAGCCAGAAAACGGGCGCACGUCUGGAAGACAAAGUGGAUCCGAUUUAAGCAACGGGGACGGUUAUUACAGUUUAGGAAGCCCGACCGGGUCCAGCGCGCCCUCGUACACCGCGCUGUCUAUCUCCCUCUCCGGUAUAAUGCCUCCGGUGGAGGCUUCAGGUUCAUACGGGGAAAGCAGGAGUCUGGGCAGCCGUGGAGUGAUUCGAGUCCCGGCCCACAGACCCAUGACAGCCCCGGGACCCCCGGCCCCCGUCCAGAGCGCUGUCCCGGGUUUUGGAGGGCUGUGCUUCCCCUGGAUAGGAAACCGGUUCGCCAAGGACAGAAUAUCAGCGGCUCUGGUGCCGUUCGCCGUUACGCGACGGAUAGGACACCCGUACCAGAACCGGACACCGCCCAAACGGAAAAAGCCCCGCACGUCCUUCUCCAGAGUUCAGAUCUGCGAGCUGGAGAAGCGCUUCCACCGGCAGAAGUACCUGGCCAGCGCCGAGCGGGCCGCCCUGGCCAAGAGUCUGAAGAUGACAGACGCACAGGUCAAAACCUGGUUCCAGAACCGCAGGACCAAGUGGAGGAGACAGACAGCCGAGGAAAGGGAGGCGGAGCGUCAGCAGGCCAAUCGCCUCAUCCUUCAGCUGCAGCAGUCCGCCCUCCAGAAGUCCCUCAUCGAAUCAGCGGUGUCGGAUCCACUGUGCGCCCAUAACUCCUCCCUGUAUGCCCUGCAGAACCUCCAACCCUGGGCCGAGGAGAGGGAAUAGACGCCAGGCACAACGCUGUAAUCAAUAAGCAUCAGCUCUUAUCCCUGGGAGGAUAAAUCAAUUAAAUUAGACCCACAUGAAGACAGUGGGACUUACUUUAUUCCAUGCAAUGGAUAAAAAAAAAAUGUUGGACCAGAUAAACUGAAGAAUGGGCCCCAGCCAUUUGAGUGGACGGUUGGAAAAAUGGACCUGAAAUGAUGGUGAGUGAUGUUUGUCUUGAAGCAGAAACAGAACUUUCUUGGAAUAAAUCUCGCAACUCUGAACUUGGGAAUCGUAAGACUUUUUCAAAUCCAAACAGGAAAUAUAACUUGUCUUUAAAAAUUCUCGUCACCCUGUGAUUGUCCUCUUAUGCUCUUACUUAUUAUGUGUAUUAGAAUAAGAGGAGAAAGAUAUUUACCCCAUAGACCUGAAGGAGGCAAUUCCUUCUCAACAGUGAGACAUGAUUGAGAGUUUUGUGAAGGUCUUUACUCUCAACAACCAACUCUUUAUUCUGAAACAGACUUUGCAAUGCUUUCAAAGGGUUGGCUCUGUUAUGUUAGGGGAAGAACACCAGCCAUAUAAAAGCAAGGCCUACAACCGAACACAUAAAAAAAUAGUAGGCUAAUUGCAUAAAAAUAUUAUAAAUAAAACUCCUGCACUGUUUUAUCAAAAGACACCAAAAUAUAUCUUUACAAAAAUGCAGAUAAAAGAUAAUUCAGAGAUUUCCUUUUAAUUGUUCUGGUGCUUAAACUUUUUUCAAAUCUCAUUUAUAAAUAUACCCACUCCAAAUACAAUGCACCAGCACAAUCACCUGUACAUACACAGGUGUGGUGCACCACCAUAGCCCCAAAAAAGUAUGCCUAAAAUGUUACAUUAUAUGGGAGAAAUGCUUUUGUGCGCAUUAAUAAAAGGAAAAUAGAUGUCAGGAUUAGAAGGGAGAGAAGUGAAGAAAAUAUGAAAGAGACUGUGAGUUGGGUAAUAAAGGGAGUGAUGCAUGUUCUGUGAUGGUGGUGACGUUAUUUUCUUUUCAUAUGCACAUUAUCAUGCUUUAUUUGUGUGUCCUUUGGGGAUUGAGGCACAAAUGUACAACUCUUUUUGUACUUUCAUUGUAUAUGUGUAAAUAACAAUAUAAACUGUUCAUGUGACCCUUUUUGCUCAUGCUCUUUAUGGUGCACCAUAAAAAACAAUUGUACGGUUUUAAUACGCAAUAAUUAUAAGCUAUGAAAAAAAAUAAUUAUGGAGCGACAAGGUAAAAUAUAGCAGACAUGGAUUCAUUUUGUUUCUUGCAAAGUUUAUUGAUAAAUAUAAUGAUUUUAUACAAUAUUUCAAUACACACAUUAUUUCAUUCUGACAGUUUUAAGAUGUCUAUCUGUUUGUCUUCCUGUCUGUCAGUCUAUCUGAAGUGUGUCUGGGUACUUUUGAGAUGAGCACGUCUCAGCAAGGAUUUUUAUUACACUAUUGGUAGCACAGUGAGUGGGCAUGACAGUAUAUCAUUUAUAAAUCUGUAUUUCCUGCUCAAUCUUCAAAACGAUGGCUCUUGUUCGAAACAUGGCUUCCAUUCCUUCAGAUUCAGUGACAAGGUCUCUCUCGUCUUCUGUCUUACUCUCUCAUCUUCCUCUAAUCUUUCUCCACAAUCCCUCCUAGCUCCCCUCUCCUGUCGCUCCCUCACAGUGAAAGGCUGGUCGCUCCGGGUCAACAUUUUUAACAGAGAGAACUGACGACGAAACUCUCCUCUCUGGCGGAAACACGGCCAGUUGAGCUGGACUGAUUGUGGUGUCCCCGAGAUGAAGCUACAUGCUAGGAAAAAAACACUUAUAUGCAGGCAAACGUAAACUUUAGGACAACAAAACCACACAAAUAAACACAUGCACGUCCCUGUGUAACUCUGCAUCUGUAUGCCAGUAAACCACUAAAUGGACUCUUUAUUUAUUUAACAAUGAGUGUCAUGUAGAAUAAUUAGUUGUAUCCAAUUUGACAGAAAGAUAGACAGAUAGACAGAAUCAGAAACACGCAGACAAGACAUGAAUAAUUCCACACGCCAUUAAGAGGCCACAAAUACAACAGUUAAAUAUCUACAGUCGAGUCGUUACAACAUUGAAACACUGACGGACACCACUGGAACACACACACAAUAGGUGUAAAAAGGACUGUUGCAAGCUGCCACGAGACAAAAGACUGCAAGCUGGCUGAGGUUGAAUUCAGCUCUACAAACCUUAACAGGCCUGAUGAGGUGGCUCAGUGAGAUGCUACACUCAGACCUUGGCCUUCCCAAAUGUAUGCACUUAGCGGAGUAUAUUGCCACCAAGUUUGUUUUACGGCACAUACACGUUAAAUAGGCCUCUGUCUUGCAUGCUUCACAAUAUUGCUCACGUUUGUUGUAUUGACACAGAAAUUCAUGAUGAAAACAGCUACUACGUAAGCCUCUAAUGCACCAAAGUAUGCAUUGGGUUGAUCUCACUGCUAAGCUGCUUCUGGGAAUUCCAGUCCUGCUUGAUAAUACGGUUCAAUUUACACGUUUCAGAAAAGUAUUGGACCAAAUGUUAGGGGAAUCAGUAUUUACACAAUGCCAUGAAAUGCGCACUGUCUGAGGCGACAGCAACAAAGAAGGGAGAUGGAGACGAGGUAAAUGGUUACAGAGACGUCAAAUAAAGGGUUUAAGUCCAAAGGGCGUUUUCCAAAAUGUUUGUCGCCACAGAUGUGUUACAGCAAGAUGCCUUCUAUGAAGUUGUGUGGCAACCGUCACAGAGCGACAAGAUCCAAUUUUUCAUUUCAAUGGCAAGCUAUGCUGUUCCUUUUCUCUUGCAUGUUCAUCUCUCCUUCUCCAUCUCUAUCUCGGUCUGUGCUUUCGUCUAUUGCGCCGUCUCCCUCUUCUUUGUUGUCUAGAUGACAUUUUCAAAGAGCUGUAGAGACCUCAUGAUGUUUUCAUCCUGUGCAAAAAAAGAUGGGAAGUAAAGAGGCUGAAUGUGAGAAAGUCAUCCAACAAUCACCAUUUCAUUUAUUUUACUGGCCACUGGAGGGCAGUAAAGACCUGUGAAAUGUUGGUUCAGUGAUCUAUAUGCAGACGGACAAACACAUUUUAUCAAAGGUAGCAACGAUCUUAAUCAAUAGCCAGUAUAGUGAGACCUGCAAAGGAAGAAGAUAAGCAAAAAAUAGUAAGAAAAUUAGUGACUUUUUUUGUUUAAAAAGCUACAAUAGCCAUUUUUCACAGCAGACAUUUUGUCACAGUAGGAAAAGCCAAAUGUUACUAAUAACAUUACUGAUGGCUCUGCUCUGUAAAUGGAAUCAAGCCAUAUUUAAUUGAAUAAUUUACACCUGUGCAUUAAAGGGAUCCUCAGGAUUAUGUAAGAGAGAAGUGAACUUUGAGGAAUGAAAGACAAGCGUACCUCUUGACAAGAGAGGAUGAAUUCAUCCAGAGUGACCACACCGUCUCUGUUUUUGUCCAUUUUCUGUGGAGAGCAGCACACAUAGUGUCAGUCCAUUUCUCAAAAAUAUUAAGAUAUUAAUCAAAGACACAAAUUAGUUUAUAAAUACAUAGACUGAAAUCAGUGGCGUACUCUGUGAGGUCACUGUCAUCGUGUCAUUCUCAGAGCUCUACUGCAGAAACACCACAGCACCUGCUACUAGUCAGUGGGUCCAGCACCCACAUGUCUUCUUUUAAAGAUGUUUUUUCGUGUUUUCACUCUUUUAUUUGCUCUUUAGCCAUUAAGGAUAUCGUUGCUCAUGCUAACCUAGUUUGUCUUCUGCUGUUCCUGCUUUUGGAAAUGUAAAGCAUGCAAUUGACUGGUGCAUCCCUGUUUGGUCAAUCACCAAUAAUUGUGUUGUUGAGUUUUUUAUUAGUCUUAAUUAAUUAAAUGACUCCAAUGUUGUUACCUGAAAGAAGGCCUCCACGUGCUGUUUGGGUGCAUCGUUUUUCAAGACAGGGUAAGUGUACUUCCCCAUCAUGUCGUAUAUCGCUCUGACGAUGUCUGUCAUCUCCUAUGAAACGGAACACAAGUACAAACACACACAAAAGAGAUGUGUGACAUAAAAAUACAAACACAAAGAGAAUAUGACCACAAUCGGGGAAAUAAUAAAGGUCAGGCAUGCACACAUACACAAAGACACACCUCUUUGUUGAUGUAUCCAUCUCUGUUGAUAUCGUAUAGGUUGAAGGUCCACUGGAGCUUCUCAGUGAUGGAGCCCCUCAGCAGGAUCGACAGAGCUGUCACAAAGUCCUGAUGGAGACAAAAAGGGACAGAAUAAAAAUCCGAAAUUGGAGAGCUAGUUUGGAAAAUAAAAGAAGAAUAUGAUUUGAAUAGUCUAAUCAAGCAAACCUCAAACUUUAUAGAGCCGCUGUUUGCUGUGUCAAACGCGUUGAACAGGUAGUGUGCGUAGGUGCUGGCAUCUGCAGGAAUGCUCGUCAGUACAUUUUGGUAGAAACAUUACGGGUAUAGACUCAAACAGCACAGAACACACUCUCUUUACCUCCAUGUGGAAAGAACUGGGAGUAUAUUUGCUUGAAGGUUUCCUCAUUUACGACGCCACUUGGACACUCCUGGAAAGAGAGGGGGGGGGCAGAAAGAGAGGGUGAGGAGGAGGGACGGUCAA